Microthlaspi erraticum is the source of this 321-nucleotide messenger RNA. NCBI's taxonomy places the organism in Eukaryota, Viridiplantae, Streptophyta, Magnoliopsida, Brassicales, Brassicaceae. The record is from the annotation of a GenBank genome assembly.
AUGGUCGCUAAAGAAGGAUCUUAUUCACUGCCUUUGGAGAUAUUUACUUGCAAGACGGUUCACACAAUGAAACUUGGGUCUGGUUUUGCUAUCGACUUUAUCCCUGCGGAUGCUUUGCUUCCAGCUCUCAAGACUCUUCUUCUUGACUCUGUUCGGUUCUUUAAUGAUUUUGGUGGUCGUUGUGCGUUCCAAGCGCUUGUUUCUGCUUCCCCUGUGCUUGAGGAGUUGGUCAUGGAUGGUAUUGAGUGGGAAAGCUGGAGAUGGUCUUCGGCUGUGUCUAGUCCGAUCCUUCAAAGACUGACUAUCCGACGUCAAGUGUAG